AAUAUAAAUGCUUGAUCACUGAAUUUUUCAGCGAUCUUUUUUCUUUUUUGCAACUUCUGACUGAUGCUGCGUCACUGAUCGGAAGAUGCUACAACACAUAAAAGAACCUUUUUUUUUCUGAACAACCACAUAAAAGAACCUUUGCAGUCGUAAAGCCCGGAGAUCCAAAAAUUAUAAGCCCUUUAAAAGGUAAUGAUCGAGAGCUGAGACAGCAUACUCAUUCACCUGCAAAGGAAAAAACACCUGAACCUUCCUCACAAGUGAUAAACUCUCUUCCACCAUACCAUCGCCUCUUUCUUCUUCUUUCUAGGGCUUUCUUUUUCAUCUUUAACCGCUCAAGUUGUCGAGGUUCUUCCUUCUCUGCCAAUACGUGAUCCGCGGAGUUUCAAAGUUGUUACUUGUUAUACAUUAUUAGCUUCACUAAUGAAAAUUUCUUUUAUUACAUGAAAACUUAAAUAGGCCUUAGUAACUUUAGAAAGGCUUUGGCCCGAAAGUUGUUAUAUAUUAGCUUCACUAAUGCAUAAAGCCCAUAAUAUAUCUACCCGCGGCAAAUAUAGGAAAGACAAUCAAGUGACGCUGUAUAAGAAUCUUUUUACAAGAUUCAACAAAUUAAACGUUUACACGUGGUAUAAAAUGUUUGACUCUCUUUUGCCUCUGAAUUUACCCAAAACGACCAAAAACCCUUUGAAUACUGCAAGAUUUUUUUUAAUAAUUUUUAUUUAUCUCUCUGUUUUUCUCUGGUGCCGCCAUGGAUCUUCUUUGUUGGAGCUCGGUUUGUCUUUUGAUCCUUACGUUUUUAUCACCUAAAACACUAUCAAUGAGGUAUGAAGUUCAUUCUGGUCAGAUGAAAUGCAUAUCUGAGGAUAUUCACGCAAAAUCCAUGAGUGUUGGCAAAUACUUCAUCGUAAACCCUAACGAUGAACACCAUCCUCUCCCUGAUUCUCACAAAAUCAUCGUCCAGGUGAUGUCACCACAAGGGACGAUGUUGCACGAAGCCGAUAAUACGGAGUCUGGUCAGUUCUCGUUUACUGCAUCUGAGACCGGUAGUUACUUAGCGUGCAUCACCGCCGUCGAUCAUAAGCCGGAGACAACAUUGACCAUUGAUUUAGAUUGGAGGUCUGGUGUUCACUCCCAAGACUGGUCGAAAGUGGUGAAGAAGAGCCAAGUCGAAAUGAUGGAGUCCUCGGUUAAGAGUUUGUUAGACACUAUUGUUUCCAUCCACGAGGAGAUGUAUUAUCUACACGAAAGGGGAGAAGAAAUGCAUGAACUGAAUAGAUCCACAAACUCGAAGAUGGCGUUGUUGAGUUUCUUAUCGCUCGGGAUUUGUUUAUCGGUGGCUGGUUUUCAGUUUUGGCACUUGAAAACUUUCUUCGAGAAAAAGAAACUCAUCUGACUAGUACGUAUGCAUUCUGUGUUAAG
This is a messenger RNA of Brassica napus (rape), 1419 nucleotides long. RefSeq names its product transmembrane emp24 domain-containing protein p24delta8-like. The record is from RefSeq and is a predicted model, not a curated record. The transcript has 4 exons. Lineage: Eukaryota; Viridiplantae; Streptophyta; Magnoliopsida; Brassicales; Brassicaceae. Gene Ontology annotation, cellular component: Golgi apparatus; endoplasmic reticulum-Golgi intermediate compartment; endoplasmic reticulum. Gene Ontology annotation, biological process: intracellular protein transport; endoplasmic reticulum to Golgi vesicle-mediated transport; Golgi organization. Bases 749 to 1393 code for a protein of 214 amino acids.